GCGGCGCGGCGCGGCCGAAGGGCCGGCGGCACGGAGCCGAGACGGCGGCCCCCGGGGCGAGAAGGAGCGGGUCGGGACCCCGCUCGGUGCCCGGGCCCGGGCCGGGGUCCGGACUGACCGACAGCAGCUCGGAGGUGUCGGACUGCAGCGCCUCGGAGGAGGCGAAGCUGCUGUCGCUGGAGCUGGGGCUGAGCGGCAGCGAUGGCGAGUCCCCGGGCAGCGCCCCGCCGCCGCCGCCCUCGGCCGGAGAGGCGUCGCCGCUGCCCGAGGAGCCCUCGGCCGCCUCCAUGGCCAGCAGCCGCCUGCAGCUCAGCACCUCGCUCGCCUUCUCCGACCUCACCGAGGAGCUGCUGGACGCCGGCACCGACGGGCUGCUCCGCGAGCUGGAAGACUUGCGCUCCGAGAACGACUAUCUCAAGGAUGAGAUUGAGGAGCUGCGUGCGGAGAUGCUGGAGAUGCGGGAUGUCUACAUGGAGGAGGACGUGUACCAGCUGCAGGAGCUGCGGCAGCAGCUGGACCAGGCCAGCAAGACGUGCCGCAUCCUGCAGUACCGGCUGCGCAAGGCCGAGCGCCGCAGCCUGCGCGUGGCUCAGACCGGCCAGGUGGACGGCGAGCUCAUCCACAGCCUCGAGCAGGACGUCAAGGUGGCCAAGGACGUCUCUGUGCGUCUCCACAAUGAGCUGGAGGUGGUGGAGAAGAAGAGGAUCCGGCUGGAGGAGGAGAACGAGGAGCUGCGCCAGCGGCUCAUCGAGACCGAGCUGGCCAAGCAGGUGGUGCAGAACGAGAUGGACAAGCUCCGAGAGAACUCCCUGAAGAAGCGGGGGUCUCGCUCCUUGGGCAAGACUGAGAAGAAGCCAUCAGUGCAGGAGGACAGCGCAGACCUGAAGUGCCAGCUGCAUUUUGCCAAGGAGGAGUCAGCCCUGAUGUGCAAGAAGCUGACCAAGCUGGCCAAGGAGAACGAUGGCAUGAAGGAGGAGCUGCUGAAGUACAGGUCCCUGUACGGGGACCUCGACAGCUCCCUGUCCGUGGAGGAGCUGGCUGACUCUCCCCAUUCCCGGGAAGCCGAGCUGAAGGUCCACCUCAAGCUGGUGGAGGAGGAAGCCAACAUCCUCAGCCGGAGGAUAGUGGAGCUGGAGGUGGAAAACCGUGGGCUGCGGGCGGAGAUGGACGACAUGAAGGGCCAGGGGGACAGGGAGCUGCCGGGGCAGGACACGCGGUUCCUGGUGGGCGUCUCCAGCUGCGGGGACGCGGGGGACACGGUGGCCGAGCUGCGCCGGCACCUGCAGUUCGUGGAGGAGGAGGCUGAGCUGCUGAGGCGCUCGCUGCUGGAGCUGGAGGACCAGAACAAGCUGCUCCUGAACGAGCUGACCAAGUACAAGUCGGACCACGAGCUGGACGUGACGCUGUCGGAGGACAGCUGCUCGGUGGUCAGCGAGCCCUCGCAGGAGGAGCUGGCCACAGCCAAGGUGCAGAUCAGCGAGCUCAGUGGCAAGGUGAAAAAGCUGCAGUAUGAGAACAGGGUGCUGCUCUCCAACCUCCAGCGCUGCGACCUGGCCUCCUGCCAGACCACCCGGCCCAUGCUGGAGACCGACGCCGAGGCCGGCGACUCGGCACAGUGCGUCCCCACCGCCGGCUGGAGGGACGGCGUGGGCGGCAGCGAGGCCGACGGGCAGGACAGGGGGCUGGGCAGCGGGAAGGUGCCCGAUGGCCCUGCCAAACUGCUCAAGCCCAAGGACCUGGAGACCUUGCUGGGCAUCCGGGACCAGGCGACGCUGGUCAGUAAAGCGAUCGAUGUCUUGAUUUCGGAUGCCAACGGGUUCACCUCGGGGCUGAAGGCUUGCUUGGACAACGAGUGUGCGGGGGUGCUGCUGGGCGAGGCAGUGGGCAGCGGUGGUGACAGCCCCAGCGAUGCCAAGCUGAUGAACGUGCUGCUGAUGCGGCUGGGCGUGCUCCAGCAGGACCUGGGCUGCUUUGUGAGGAAGGUGGACCACCUCACCGGUGGCUUCAAGGAGCACACGGACUCGUUCCCCUUCUCCAGCCCCAGCAGCCAUGAUGUCACCAAAGAGCAUGCCUCUGACUUCCAGCAGCCUGAUUUUAGGGACGCCGACCCUUUCCGCAUCCCCCACUCCAAGGACACGGACCCCGCCCAUCCCCGGAGCUACAAACCCUGCCGGGCUGAGGACAACGACUCCUACGCCACCGAGAUGAAGGAGCUGCAGCUGGUGUUGUCAGAGGCCAACGAGAGCCUGCGGGGGCUGCAGGAGCAGCUCUCACAGGAGAGGCAGCUGAGGAAGGACGAGGUGGACAACUUCUCACAGAAGAUCUGCCAGCUGAAAGAGGACCACCAGAAAGCACUGCUGCGACGGGAGUUUGAGCUGCAGAGCCUGAACCUGCAGAGGCGGCUGGAACAGAAGUUCUGGAGCCAGGAAAAGAACCUGCUGGUGCAGGAGUCACAGCAGUUCAGGCAGAGCUUCCUCCUGCUCUUCAUGAAGCUCAAGUGGUUCCUCAAGCGCUGGCGCCAGGGCAAGGUGGUGCACAGUGAGGGCGAGGACUUUUUGGAGGUGAACAGCAUGAAGGAGCUGUACCUGCUGCUGGAAGAGGAGGAACUAGCCCCACAGCAACAGGCAGACAACAAGAUGUGUGCCGGGGACACCUGGACCCCCAACACGCCCAACGAGUGCAUCAAGACUCUGGCAGACAUGAAGGUGACCCUGAAGGAGCUGUGCACGGAGCUGCGGGAGGAGCGGCGCGGUGCCAGCGAGCUGCAGCAGCAGUUCACCAAGGCCAAGGCUGCCUGGGAGAUGGAGCGCGCUGAGCUCAAGUGCCACAUCGCCCAGCUAGAGUCAAAGGCAGGCAAAGGGAUCGCAGAGCGUGCGCUGCCAGACUGGAAGGUGGCACUGAAGAGGGAGCGUGAGGAGCACCAGCAUCUCCUGGCCGAGUCCUACAGCGCUGUCAUGGACCUCACCAAGCAGCUGCAGAUCAGCGAGAAGAACUGGAAUCAGGAGAAGCUGGAGCUGCUGGCUCGCUUCAAGGAGGAGCAGCAGCAGGCAGAGCAGCAAGCGAAGGACCUGCAGAACAAACUCAACCAGUUGCAGAAGGGAUCCAAUCCAUGGGCACUGAAGCACUCUGAAAUGGAGAAGCAUGGCAGCAACUGGAAAGAGGCUCUCAAUGAGAAAAUCACAGACAAGGAGACAAUCUCUGAAGCAGAAGCCAAGGGAACCAACCUCAAAAGGACCAAGUCUGUUUCCUCCAUGUCAGAGUUUGAAAGCUUGCUUGACUGUUCUCCCUACCUCUCUGGAAAGACCGUGCCAGGGCUGGGUGACCAUGCCCGGUGCAAAAAGGCAUCCUCAACCACGCAGAUACUGCCCAACGGGAUCCGGGACAGCGCCAGCCUCCCUCCCUCAAACUGUACAUAUGUGAAUAUCGAACAACCUGCCCCUGACAGUCUGGCAAAGGAAAAGCUGGGCAUCUCCUCCUGGGACUACUCACGAGCAAGCAGCCUGUCCGGACACGACCCAGCUCAGAAGCAAAUCCAGAGGAGCUACACGGCACCCGACAAGACAGGAAUCCGCAUCUACUACAGCCCGCCGGUGGUGCGGCGGCUGGAGGCGCCUCUGGUGCACAACAAGGAGGGCAAGAUCAUGGUCGAGCCCGGAUUCUUGUUCACCAUGGCCAAGCCGAAGGAGCCGGAGGAGUCGGCCAGCGCCGAGGGCACCUACAGCCAGUGGCUGUGCAAUUUCUCCAAGCAGCAGCAGGAGCUGCUGGACAGUGGCGCGGGGGAGAGCGCAGUGCCGCCGGUGCCGCGCUUCCCCCCCUCGCUGCACGACCUGGAGAUCUCCGGCAACAUGAGCGACGACAUGAAGGAGAUCACCAACUGCGUGCGCCAGGCCAUCCGCUCCAGCUCGCUCGAGAGGAAGGUGAAAAGCACCUCCAGCCAGACAGUGGGGCUGGCCCACGUGGGCACACAGACCAUCCAGACGGUGAGCGUGGGCCUCCAGACCGACCUGCCCCGCGGCCCCGGCAUGCAUGGUAAGAGCUGGUCCCCGCGCAGCUCCUCCCUCGUGUCCGUGCGCAGCAAGCAGAUCUCCUCCUCCCUGGAUAAGGUCCACUCCAGGAUCGAGCGGCCAUGCUGCUCCCCAAAAUACGGCUCUCCAAAGCUCCAGAGGAGGUCUUCCUCCAAGCUGGAUGCCUCCAAGGACAGGAGCUUGUGGAACUUGCACCAGAGCAAGCAGAACGGCUCUGCCUGGGCCCGCUCCACUACCACCCGCGACAGCCCUGUCCUCAGCAACAUCAAUGAUGGCCUGUCCAGCCUGUUCAGCGUGGUGGAGCACGCGGGCAGCACCGAGUCCAUCUGGAAGCCGGGCUGUCCUGAGAGCAGCCGGGCCAAGCCCGAAGCACCCAAGUAUGGCCUCGUGCAGGAGUUCUUCAGGAAUGUCUGCGGGCGGGCGCAGAGCCCCACUGCCCCCCAGGAGAAGAAGGAGGCCACUGGGGAGGAGAGCAAGAGAGCCGAGCACCCCAGCCCCGCCACCCACCAUGAAAACAUCUCCCGUGUCUUGAACAAGAAGGUCCUCAAGCAGGGCAGCUGCGAGGACCCCAAGCCCUCGUCCCCUGGCCAGGGCAGUAAGGACGCAGCCCUGCGGGACCCUGACCUCAUCUCGGCUAUAGCCAGCGAGGACACGGCGUGUGACUGCAGCUCCCAGUCCCUCACCUCCUGCUUUGCCCGGCCAUCCCGCUCCGCGGUCCGCCACUCCCCCUCCAAGUGCAAACUGCACCCCGCAGAGCCCCCCAGGGCGGAGGAGAAGCCGGGGGUCUCGACCUGCAAUGUAAAACCAAGUGCAUUUUAAAAAUACCGAAAUGAGCUACUUUGGAGAGGCACCAAUUGGAUUAAGAGAUUGUGGUUUGGGAGGCUGCAGCGUGGCCCGUGGUCUGUGCCGCGCAUCCCUCUAUCAGCAC
This is a messenger RNA of Pyrgilauda ruficollis (rufous-necked snowfinch), 4953 nucleotides long. It is a transcript of the gene MTCL2, whose product is annotated as suppressor of glucose, autophagy associated 1. NCBI's taxonomy places the organism in Eukaryota, Metazoa, Chordata, Aves, Passeriformes, Passeridae. The record is from RefSeq and is a predicted model, not a curated record. Gene Ontology annotation, biological process: insulin receptor signaling pathway; regulation of autophagy. The transcript has 16 exons. The coding region runs from base 288 to 4844 and encodes 1518 amino acids.